Messenger RNA from Dentiscutata erythropus, 1120 nucleotides. NCBI's taxonomy places the organism in Eukaryota, Fungi, Glomeromycota, Glomeromycetes, Diversisporales, Gigasporaceae. The record is from the annotation of a GenBank genome assembly.
AGCCAAGUGAAGAAGAAAUACCAAGAGUUUCCGUUAAGGACCUCAAGGCAAAUUUCGAUCGUAAUGCUAAUCAAACACAAAAGCCAGUAGUUCCAGUGAGACCCCCAAGUCUUGCACCAAAACCUAAUUCGUCCAGUUUAAAUAAUAAAAUAGCACCUGUUGUACCUCAAAGACGAGUUAAGGAUGAUACUGUAAAUACUUCGAAACCACCAUUACCGCCAAGGAAGCCUCCUUCUUCACAUGAUAAUAAUGAUAAUACUGUAAAUACUUCAAAGCCACCUUUACCACCAAGGAAGUCUCCUCCAAUAACAAAUGAUGAUAAUAAUGAUGAUAAACCUCUGAUACCUUCAAGAUCCACGAAAUCCGGACAAAUAACAAAGGUGUUGGAUUCAAAAAAGAUUGAUCAAGCUCAAAACAAAGUAAAGAGUACUUCACAAGAUAUGGCGGGGCAAGCUGCAAGACGGGGCAUAUCGCAGGCAUUCGCACAAGGCAAAGCUGAAUAUGGUGAAUCAAAAUACGGAAAAAAAGUUCCUGAUGAAUUUUUAAACCGCGCUGAAAAAUUGGCUCAAAAGGAAGCUGACAAACAAGCACAAAAAGCUGCAGGCGAUGCUUUUGAUGAUAAAGUGGCAGAAUUACGCAAAGAAAAUGUAUCGGACGCACAAAAGUCGAAAUCCAGUAAUAAUACUAAUAAUGGAUUUACAUUCUCAAAAGCGUCCGAUAUGGUUUCUAAUGCAUUAACAAAAUCAAAUUCUUUGAAGCCAUCGAUUCCUCCAAAGAAAACUAAUAAUACAGAAAUUAAAAUUCCUCGUAGACCGAUGCAACAUAAUAAUCCUUUCAAAGAGCGAAACCUAUCUCAAGGAAUUAAGCCUGAUGCGAGAGCACGGUAUGAAAUUGUCUUUGAAGCAAAUAAGGACGAUGAUGGUUAUAUUGACGGAGCCGUUGUCAAGGAAAUAUACGUACGAAGUCGACUGGACAAUCAAACUUUAUGUAAAAUAUGGGAACUUUUGGACACUGAUGAAGAUGGACGCUUAUCCAAAAACGAAUUUAGUGUUGGCAUGUUUUUGAUUGAUGAACGGCUAAGAGGAAAUCCGGUUCCUGAUGAGUUGCCUGAACAUUUAUU